This is a messenger RNA of Castor canadensis (American beaver), 2682 nucleotides long. The record is from RefSeq and is a predicted model, not a curated record. Lineage: Eukaryota; Metazoa; Chordata; Mammalia; Rodentia; Castoridae.
AUGGAGAAGCCACAUGAAGUGGGAGCCGCGGGAGAAGGCUCGGGUUACGGGGCAGCGGUGAUUUCGCUGCCACCUUCCCCCCAAGAAUCACGACCCGCUCAGGAGGAAAACAACAGCUGGGGUUGGGCCGGGCCGGGCCGGGUCGGGGUGACACCGGCGUGGCGCCCUCCAUUCCGGCUCGAGCGCGGCCACGGGCACCCGGGGCCUGAAGGAAGGCUCAGGAAGAGGAAAGGCCCGGACCAGACGCUGACAGAGCCGGCCACCCGUCCGGCUCACCUCGGGGACCCUGGCCUCAGCGUCGGCCACCGCGGGUUCCGGGUCCGCUGCAGAGGGCUCGGGCCGGCGCGCGAGGCUCGGGGCGCUCGAGCGGCCGCGGGAGCGGGAAGGGCGGAGGGUGAGGAAGGGGCCAGGCCCGCCACGCCGCUCACCGCCUCGGACGCCGCCGUCUGUCAGCCACCGCCACCUGCCCCACUGCAGCAGCAGCAGCAGCAGCAGCCACCAGGGCCGCCGCCUCCCGGCGCGUCGGCUCGGGGCGGGGAAGAGCGUGACGCGCCGCCGCCGCCGCCGCCGCGGGGCCAGGAGAAGACGCCGCACGGCUCCGCCCCGCGCCCGCCGCCGCCACCGCCGCCGCCCUUUUGUCUACGCCCCCCACAGCGACCCCGGGGACAACCGGUUGCUUCUGCUGCCCUGGAUCCCAAGAGUGGCUUGCAGAAAGGCUUGUUGGGAGCUGAACUCUUUUUCAUUUUUGUUUUCCAGCUGGAGGAAGAAAGAUCUGUGCUCAACAAUCAGUUGUUAGAAAUGAAAAAGAGAGAAUCCAAGUAUAUAAAAGACGCUGAUGAAGAGAAGGCUUCCUUGCAGAAAUCCAUCAGUAUUACUAGUGCCUUACUCACAGAGAAGGACGCAGAGCUGGAAAAGCUGAGGAAUGAGGUUACGGUGCUCAGGGGAGAAAAUGCCUCUGCCAAGUCCUUGCAUUCAGUUGUUCAGACUCUAGAGUCUGAUAAGGUGAAGCUCGAGCUCAAGGUAAAGAACCUGGAACUUCAACUCAAAGAAAACAAGAGGCAGCUCAGCAGCUCCUCAGGUAAUACUGAUACUCAUGCAGAAGAAGAUGAAAGAGCCCAGGAGAGUCAGCAAAUGAUUGAUUUCCUAAAUUCGGUAAUAGUGGACCUUCAGAGAAAGAACCAAGACCUCAAGAUGAAAGUGGAGAUGAUGUCAGAAGCAGCCCUCAAUGGCAACGGAGAUGACCUGAACAUUUAUGACAGUGAUGACCAAGAGAAACAGUCCAAGAAGAAACCACGCCUUUUCUGUGACAUCUGUGACUGCUUUGAUCUCCAUGACACAGAGGACUGUCCCACACAGGCACAGAUGUCUGAGGACCCUCCCCAUUCCACACACCAUGGCAGUCGGAGUGAGGAGCGGCCAUACUGUGAAAUCUGUGAGAUGUUUGGGCACUGGGCAACUAACUGCAAUGAUGACGAGACCUUCUGAUGAAGCCUCAAGGCAGGAUUGGGCUUUCUCGGAGACACAGGCAUCCAAGCAGCUUAACACCAGCAUUGUGUGUGCAACUUCAGGAGAACUCAUGUAUUUUUGACCCUCAUUGGCAAAUCUAAGAAAAUAUUUUGGUCUUCAACAAAUCGCCCUGUAGUCUCCCCUUUUAAGUAAGAAUAAUAAAUAUUUAGCAGGUGAGCUUUCACCUCUAAUUCUGUUUUCUGAAUUUUUAAGUUUUAAGGCAUUGCACCGGGUGCUGUUACAUUUAUUGUCCCUAGAGAGACCUCAUGGAACAAGCCCAAACCUUACAGAACCUUAUUUAAGAAACUUUAAAUUAUGCCGUUACUUUUCGUGUUUGCACUAAAAUAUUUCCAGGCUGCAUUUGUAUAUUUAGAUUUUUUUUUUUUUUUUUUUGGAUAAGCUUUGACACUGGAAUGAGUUGCAAAAAAUGUACCAUUUUGUAUUUCCAUUUAUUCAUUUAAAGCAUUUUAUUCUUCAGUAUCUGAGCUCUUUGCACUACCUGUUAUCAGUAGUGCCUUUUUUCAGGCUCAACAAUACUUACAUGUGAUUAUAAAUCAUGAAACUGGUAAAGGGAGGGAAAGCCCCAAACUGCUGUGGGGACAUUUUAUAAUCUAUAUGCUGCACCCACUUACUCAACUGUGGUGUUUUCUUUAUUGGUUUUACAUAAUUUCAGCUUCUAUAUAUUGUACGUAUAUAUUUUUUUAAAAAUCUAUAUUUUGGGGAAAAAACAGUACAAUGUGUCUUUCUUUUCAGAUUUUUUACCUUUGAGAAUACACCUAAAAUGAUCCUUAGAACAUAACAGGCUAGACCUGAAAUAGCAUCACGUGGCUUUGAAACCACUUUUUCUUUUGUUUUCAGUUUGUUUCUUUACCAAAUCUAAUGGCUUGAAUUUUUUCCAGUUAUUUUUUCCCUUCUCCAGCAGAUCUCCCCAGCAGUGAAUUAAGUAAGCCACUAUUAAACACCUUAAAUUAACCAAUCUACAAUCCUCCUUUAUAAGUUUUUUUUAACUGUAUUUUUAGAUGAAUGUAUGAUGAGAAAUUCAACAUUAAUAGGUUUGGAUUUUCUUAUCACAAAAAAUAAAAUGAAGGACCUCAACCACCAGAACAGUUUAUAAACCAGUCUGAAUCUAUUUAUCUUUAUUUGAAUGUCUUCUAGAAUAUGUAAAAAGUAAUAAAA